Trichoplusia ni (cabbage looper) is the source of this 4716-nucleotide messenger RNA. RefSeq names its product structural maintenance of chromosomes protein 2 (gene SMC2). Gene Ontology annotation, molecular function: protein binding; ATP hydrolysis activity; ATP binding. Gene Ontology annotation, biological process: chromosome organization. Lineage: Eukaryota; Metazoa; Arthropoda; Insecta; Lepidoptera; Noctuidae. The transcript is spliced from 22 exons. The coding region runs from base 163 to 3681 and encodes 1172 amino acids. Gene Ontology annotation, cellular component: chromosome. The record is from RefSeq and is a predicted model, not a curated record.
UUAUUAUCUUUUGACAGCUGAAUACACCGUUUGUCAAAAGUUGAUUUCUCAACGGUCUACGGUUGUUGCUUUGUAAAAUUUAAUAGGCUUUGUUUUAAUUUUUGUAAUAUUAGUAAUAAUUUAUGGAUUUCCAAGUUUACGGAUGAAUCGGUGUAAGUCAAGAUGCAUAUCAAGUCGAUACUACUGGAAGGCUUCAAAUCGUAUGGAACCCGUGUUGAAAUCACGGGAUUCGACCCCAAAUUCAAUGCUAUCACUGGACUCAACGGCACCGGGAAAUCGAAUAUAUUAGAUUCGAUAUGUUUUGUUCUAGGAAUUACCAACUUAUCAAAUGUCCGUGCAGGCAGUCUGCAGGAGUUGAUUUACAAACAUGGGCAGGCAGGAGUUACAAAGGCCACGGUCAGCAUUACCUUUGACAAUAGGAAUAAGAGCCAGUGUCCCAUUGGCUAUGAAAAUCAAGAUGAGAUUACUGUGACUAGACAAGUUGUGAUGGGAGGCAAGAACAAGUACCUGAUCAAUGGAAUCAAUGUGCAGAACAAGAGAGUGUCGGACCUGUUCUGCUCUGUACAGCUGAAUGUGAACAACCCCCACUUCCUCAUCAUGCAGGGGAGGAUCACCAAAGUCUUGAACAUGAAACCACCAGAGAUCUUGUCAAUGGUGGAAGAAGCAGCAGGUACGAGAAUGUAUGAGUCAAAGAAACAAGCAGCUGAGAAGACUAUUGAAAAGAAGGAUGCUAAACUAAGAGAACUGAAUGAGAUCAUUAUGGAGGAUAUAGCACCAAAACUGCAAAAAUUACAAGAUGAGCGAUCACAGUUCCAAGAAUAUCAAAAGGUGGUACGAGAGUUGGAGAACCUCACCAGACUGUAUACUGCUUGGAAAUAUGUUGAGUCAAAAGAGAAAGCUGUUGAGGCGCAAGGUAAAGUGACAGAAGUACAAAAUGAAGUCAAAACACUGAAGGAGAAGAUUAAGGCAAAUGAGAAGGAAGCAAAGGGGUUAGAUAAACAAGUUAACGAGCUUAACCAACAGUUAGAUCAGGAGAGCGGCAACGUGCUCCGGCAGCUGCAGGGCGAGGUGGCGCAGCUGGAGCGCGCGGAGGCGGGCGGCGCGGCGGCGCUGCGGGGCGCGCGCGACGCGCUGGCCACGCAGCAGGCGCGCGCCCGCCUGCUCGCGCGCGCCCGCGACGACGACGCGCGCGCGCUCGCCGACAAGCAGGCCGCGCUCGACCAGGUUGAGUCCACAUUCGAGGGACUCCGUGAAGCCAGUGAGACCAGCGAAGCAGCUCUGGCAGAGGCUCAGCAGAGGUUUCUCGUUGCCAGUACCGGCCAGGAGGGCGCGUCUGAGUCGCUACAAGACCAACUCAUGGCGGCAAAACAAGAGGCUUCGGAAGCAUCCACGCGUAUAACUCAGAGUACUAUGGAGAAGAAGCAUGCGGAGGAUCGACUUCGUACGCUGGAGAGAGACUUCGCUAGCAGCAGUGAGCAGUUCCAGCGGGACCAGGCCAAAAUUAACAGGCAACAGGCGCAGCUGGAUCAGUUGCUGGCGGAGCGCUCCCGCGUGGUGUACAGCGAGGAGCGGCAGAGCGCGCUGGUGUCGCGGCAGCGCUCCCUGGCGGCGCAGGUUCGCGGUCGCCGUGACGAGGCGGAGCGUCUCGCUGCGCGCCUGCAGCGGUGCAACUUCAACUACACGGCACCGCAACCUAACUUCGACCACAGCAAGGUCUACGGUACGAUUUGCAGAUUGAUAAACGUAAAUGAUCCAGUUUACUGCACUGCUUUGGAAACUGCUGCUGGCGGCAGGCUGUACAACGUGGUAGUGGACACGGACGUGACCAGCAAGCUGCUGCUGCAGCGCGGCCAGCUGCAGACGCGCACCACCAUCAUCCCGCUCAACAAGAUCUCCGGACACGUCAUCGACCGACAGACUGUCGAGCUAGCGCAGCAGAUUGGCGGCGGGCCGGAGAACGUGCAGCUGGCGCUGGACCUGGUGUCGUUCCCGCGGCGCGUGCAGGCCGCCAUGGCGUGGGUGUUCGGCGGCACGCUGGUGUGCCGCGACCUGGACACGGCCAAGCGCGUCACGUUCCACCCGCGCGUGCGCCGCCGCUGCGUCACGCUGGACGGCGACGUGUUCGAGCCCUCCGGCACGCUGGCCGGCGGCGCCCGGCAGCAGGGAGGAUCCAUGCUUGUCCAAUUGCAAGAGCUGAAAGAUUUAGAAGAAACAUUAAAGUCAGACGAGCUUCAGCUAUCGCAAAUGACCGCCGAACUUACCUCGUUGCAGCAAGCUGCAGAAAAGUAUAACACCUUAAAUCAAAGAUACGAAAUGAUGUCCCACGAGCUCGCCGUGGUGAAGGCGCGGCUGGCCACCACCUCACACGCGCAGACACACGCUGAGAUAGAAGCGCUCAGGGAGGAGGUGGCAGCUUUGAAUGAAGCUGUAGAAAGGGACAGGGCCACACAGAAAGAGACAGCCGCCCGCGCGAGGGAACUCGAAGCUAAAGUUAAAGAUAUAAAGGGGCAUAGAGAGAGAGAGUUCAAAAAAGCUGAAGAAGCUUUAAAUAAGGCUAAGAGAGAGGCGGAGCACCACGGCGGGCUGUGGCGGCAGCGCUCGCAGGAGCUGCAGACGCUGCGCCUCGAGGUGGGCGAGCUGCAGGCCGCCGUGCAGGCCGCCGCGCAGCAGCUGCAGGACACGCAGGCCGCCGCCGCAGACCUGCGCGCCGCGCUGGCCGCCGCGCAGGCCGCCCACCACGCCGCCGCCGAAGCUGUAAAAGAAAUGCAAGCUCGCAUCAAGCUGCAGAAAGAGGAGAUAGCGAGUCGUAACAGCGACAUCGCAAGGCUCGUACAGAAGAAGGAACAGCUGAGCAAGCAAAACGGGGAAAUAGAGUUAAAGAUCAAGGAGCUUGACCUCAAGAUUAAAGAGUUGACGGUUGAGGCCGCUGAGUGCCAGAAAAAGAUUGUAGCGAUGGAAGAAGAGCACUCAUGGAUCCCGGCGGAGCGCGAGUUCUUCGGCGCCCCCGGAGGAGUGUACGACUUCGAGGCGCGACAGGCCAGCGUGGCGGGCGCGCGCCUGCAGCAGCUGCGCGAGCGCCGCGACCGCCUCGCGCGCGGACUCAACGCGCGCGCGCACACGCUGCUCGGCAAGGAGGAGGAACAGUACGCAGAUGUCUUGCGAAAAAAGCAGAUCGUAGAAAACGACAGAGCGAAGUUAGUGGAAGUCAUGGCGGAACUGGAUGAGAAGAAGAAGAAGACUUUAGUGACAGCCUGCGAGCAGGUCAACAGGGACUUCGGGUCCAUCUUCAGCACUCUGCUGCCGGGGGCGCAGGCCAAGCUCAAGCCGCCCGACGGACUCACUGUGCUCGACGGACUUGAGGUGAAGGUGGGCUUCAACAACACGUGGAAGGAGUCCCUGGGCGAGCUGUCGGGCGGGCAGCGGUCGCUGGUGGCGCUGUCGCUGGUCCUGGCGAUGUUGCUGUUCAAGCCGGCGCCGCUCUACAUCCUGGACGAGGUGGACGCCGCGCUCGACCUGUCACACACGCAGAACAUCGGACAGAUGCUCAAGGAACACUUCAAGCACUCGCAGUUUAUAAUAGUGUCUUUAAAAGACGGUAUGUUCAACAACGCUAACGUGCUGUUCCGGACGCGGUUCGUCGACGGAAUGUCCAGCGUACAACGCACUGUCAACUCACGCUGAGAAUCUCCGCCCCAGUCAACAUUAAAUAUAACUUUCUGUACAAAUAAAGAUCAAAUUCGCCAACGAAACACCCGGUAUCAAGUCCCAUGUCGUUAAAUGUGGAAGCCCAACCGUAAGAUUUUAGCACAUUAUAUUUCUUAUGACGCCCGCAAAUGUCCAUAAAGUGUCUUUCUCCUUAUAGAUCUGUACGUUAAAACACGUUGUUUAUGACUUAUUUGUCGUCAGUGUUUGCACUAGGACCUCUAAACAUAAUGAUGUAAAUAUUAAAAUAAGGUACAUGGUUAAGUAUUUUCAUAAGGAAUUGAACUAAUGUGGCCGAAGGUGGCUGUCCAAGACUUCAAAAAAUGUAUUGCACUGGUUGCCUUGCAAGACUGAAUAUGAUUCGAAAAGGUUCUAAAAUGGAGAAUAAGAAAACUUAUUUUGUGGUGUCGAGCGUGAUAUUAACUUAAAAAAAACUUUGUGAAACUGUAAGUGCUCAGUUAGGAAUACGAUGGAUGCAGAGCCUGUUGCAGGCCACACCAGUUGUGUAAAGUACAAUAAACAAUAACUUUUAUGUUCACAAGGUAUUACUAUUAGAAUUAUCAUUUAUUUGAAAAACAUUUGGGUUGUUCUAUUUAGAUAGUGACAGAAAACUAUCGCAAUGCAACACAGUACGGUUUAAAAUAUCGAGGUUUGUUGAUUAACCAUGAAGCAAAGGGAUAACGACAUAUCAAAAUGUAAUUUACAAUUAUAUGUUAGCGUAUCAAGCGCAGUCACAAUAUGUAGUAUACGAUUACUAUUACCGAUUUCGUACAUACGUAUUUCUGUUAGCACUAGAAUUGAAAAUAGCACGAUAACACAAAUCUGUUAAGAUUAUCACUAGCAAUCUAAAAAUUUUGGCGGGAAAUGCCUUAUUACAACCAAAUAAUAUAGUAUAAGUUGUGUGUUUAUGUAGAUCAUUUUGAUGUUUCGGUGUUUGCAUAUUAAUGUCCAAUGUACAGUUAAUAUUGCAAGUAAUAACAUAAAUAUGAUAUGAAAUAAAGACUUACUGUCGUA